Cynara cardunculus var. scolymus (artichoke) is the source of this 441-nucleotide messenger RNA. Its product is annotated as pheromone-processing carboxypeptidase KEX1-like. NCBI's taxonomy places the organism in Eukaryota, Viridiplantae, Streptophyta, Magnoliopsida, Asterales, Asteraceae. The record is from RefSeq and is a predicted model, not a curated record. The coding region runs from base 1 to 441 and encodes 146 amino acids. The transcript has a single exon.
AUGAGGUCCAACACUACUGGACCAUCUGCUGCUGUUGCUCCAGCAAUCCUUCCAACUGAAGCUGAAGCUCCUAGAGCCGAGGUUGUCGCUGCUCCUGUAAUCGCGACCACCAAAGCUGUUACAGCUGAGGAGGUUGAUGCCAUCCCAAGGGAUGAUGAUCUUUCCAUCACCUCUGCACCCGUUGCUGGUGGUGACGAUGAUGAAGACAAAGACGAUAAAGAUGAAGAUGACGAACCUGAUCUCCCAGACCCCAAAAGUGACCUAGAUGAUGAUAACGAUGAUGAUGAAGAUAACUUUACCAUCCAGUGUCAAAAUCCAACAACCGCCACCGUGGGAGUCGCCCUCAGGGAUUCUGCAUCCCAGAGGGAGCAAAGAGAAGAAGAGUCUGCUCCAUCAACGAACCACGGCCACAAGUCGAAAGGCAAAGUGGUCGCUGAGUAA